UAGCAAAAGUAGAUAUUUUUAUUUAAAAGAUUACCUAAAAUGAUGGGUAUAAAUUGGCAAAAUUAGCAGUGUUGUUCUGCAAGGAGAGUUAAUGGAGAAAGAGGGUGUUACCAUUACCAGUACAACUACAGUUGCAGAGUUCAGGGGUUCCUUGGAGUAGCAUUAAAGUCUGAAGGAGAUUAAAAAAAACAUAAACAAAAAGAUAAAAGCUAGAGUGUUUUUUUUUGUAAUAAAUGGUGUCUUUUUGUGAUUUAUAGAGGUGAUGAUUUUGUUUUUACAGAGAAAAGAUCUGAAGCAAAAAGAUGGUUUAUUUUCGUCAGAUUUUUCUCAUGAUCAUUGUAGUGGUGAUAUCAUCACAAUGCUGCAAAGUUAGUUUCUUAAGCGUUUUUGCUGAUGCUAAAGAGCUUGAUGAUUGGAAAGUGUUAGUGGUGGAAAACGGUGAGAGAUAUCAGACCCAGAUCGGGAAACUCGUCGGAGAAGACGGAGGCGAGAAGAAAAAGCUUCGUGUUUUGGAAAAGUUCCGAGCUUUACUCGAUUUGAUAAAACCCUCUACUUCCCGGCGAAGAAAUCUCUUGACUCCUGCUCCUUUCUCUCCUUGGCCGGCGCCGUCACCGUCUCCGUUUCCAAGCGGUGGUCCAAUCGAGUCUCCGGCGUAUUCUCCAGCUCCUCAACGGCCAAUCCCUCCGCAUCUUCGUCGUCCGUUGCCUCAACGGACCCAUCCAUCGAGACAACCGGAGAUUCAGAAGCGAAAACACGAGAAAGGAGGAACGUUUAAGAAGAUUCUUCUACCAGUUGUCGUUUCUACAGCUUCUGGAAUCGGUUUCGUGGUUUGUGUAGUGGGAGUGUUCUGUCUCUGCGCGAGAAUCAGGAAAAGGAAGAAGAAUGGUAAAACGGCGUCGUUAAAAUGGAAAAAGGGCAAAUCUCAGAGCUCGACGAGGAAGGUCAGUAUAAACCCUACUCUCGAUUUCUUGUACCUAAACUCACUAGGAGUCGAUUUAGAGAGGCAAAGCUCUGUUUCCGUUAAAGAAAUACGAGAAACCGAUAAGGAUUUGAACGAUAACAAUGGUGCAUUGCUUGAAGAAGAGGUAAAGAGAAGCCUAGAAACAGAGAUUUUGUCAGAUUCAACGAAAGAGAUUGUGUCGGUGCACGAAAAUGAAGAUGAACCAACAGUAAACUCUGUUUCUGCUCCUGUUGGAUGCGAUUCUUCAGACGAUGAUGAGUCUUUUCAUUCCGUUGGUGGAGGCUCUCAGUAUUCAAAUCCAAGGCUUUCGAAUGCUUCUUCUUCUGUUUCUGGUAGCGUUAACGUUGGAUCCUCACAACGGUUCUCAGAACGAGAAUUGGAGAUUCCAGAAUGUUCUACAAAAGGUUUUGGAAUCUCUACUCCUCCUCCUCCUCCUCCACCGCCACCGCCUCCACCGCCACCGCAAUUCUCAAACACACGUCUCCACUCUCGGUCUUUGCAAGAAACUAAUCCGCAGACGCUUUCGUCACAGUUAUGUGAGAAAGUUUGUGCUUCUCCCUCGAAACCAAGUCUUCCCAUCAGUGUACCGCCUCCACCGCCACCGCUACCGCCACAACAACUUCAAGCUGGAGGAACGAACAAAACGCCUCCACCGCCACUGUCUCUUGAUUUUUCUCAGCGUAAACCGUUGGGCAAAGACGGAGCUCCAUUGCCUAAACUAAAGCCGCUUCACUGGGAUAAGGUCAGGGCUACACCGGACCGGACUAUGGUCUGGGAUAAGCUCAGAACAAGCUCUUUCGAAUUAGACGAAGAGAUGAUUGAGUCGCUGUUUGGAUAUUCGAUGCAAAGCUCAACAAAGAAUGAGGAAGGGAAGAGCAAGACCCCUUCACCAGGAAAACACCUUCUUGAACCUAAAAGGCUUCAGAACUUUACCAUUCUCUUGAAAGCACUCAACGCAACCGCCGACCAAAUCUGCUCUGCUUUGGGGAAAGGGGAAGGCUUGUGUUUACAGCAACUAGAAGCGUUGGUGAAGAUGGUGCCGACUAAAGAAGAAGAACUGAAGCUGUGUAGCUACAAAGGAGCUGUGGACGAGCUAGGCUCGGCUGAGAAAUUUCUCAGAGCUCUUGUCGGAGUUCCAUUUGCGUUUCAAAGAGCUGAAGCAAUGCUUUAUAGAGAAACGUUUGAAGAUGAAGUUGUUCAUCUCAGAAACUCCUUCUCAAUGCUUGAGGAAGCUUGCAAGGAGCUUAAGUCAAGCAGGUUAUUCUUGAAACUUCUAGAAGCUGUGCUUAAGACUGGAAAUAGGAUGAAUAUAGGAACCAUACGCGGUGGAGCAAAGGCCUUCAAGCUUGAUGCUCUGCUCAAACUCUCUGAUGUGAAGGGCACAGAUGGAAAGACAACUCUGCUUCAUUUCGUCGUACAAGAGAUCUCUAGGUCUGAAGGAAUCAGAGUUUCAGACAGCAUCAUGGGACGGAUCAUGAACCAGAGAUCAAACACGAACAGAACCCCUGAGGAGAGAGAGGAAGAUUACAGAAGGAUGGGGCUCGAUCUCGUCUCGGGUCUAAACACAGAGCUACGAAACGUGAAGAAAACGGCAACAAUUGAUCUGGAAGGACUCGUUAGCUCCGUGUCGAAUCUGAGAGACGGGUUAGGGCAACUGAGGUUUCUAGCGAGUGAGAAGCUAAAAGGGGAUGAAGAAAACAGAGCAUUCGUUAGUUCGAUGAGCUCGUUCUUGAGAUACGGAGAGAAGAGCUUGGAAGAGUUGAGAGAAUACGAGAAGAGAAUAAUGGAGAGGGUUGGAGAGAUCGCAGAGUAUUUUCAUGGGGAUGUGAGAGGAGAUGAGAAGAACCCAUUGAGAAUAUUUGUGAUUGUUAGGGAUUUUCUUGGGAUGUUGGAUCAUGUUUGUAGAGAACUGAGGUGUGUUAGGGUUCCCAAUAGCCCUAGCCCUUUGGCUCCGUUUCGAUGAGCAUUGUUGACUAUGAACAGAGGUUUGGUUGUUUGAGUUCUGUAGGGAAUUUUUAUGAGGUUUCUGAGUUGUGUUGGGGUUCACUGUGGACUAGAGCUGAAAAAGGAUUCAGUCUUUGAGACUUUGAGUCUAUGGAGAGUUAUGUGAAGAUUGAUAGAUAUGUAUGGAUUUGUAUAUGUAUCAUAUGGUAAAGAUCGUCACACACAAGAAUAUUUUUAUGGAUA
Messenger RNA from Eutrema salsugineum, 3148 nucleotides. Its product is annotated as formin-like protein 11. Gene Ontology annotation, molecular function: actin filament binding. The record is from RefSeq and is a predicted model, not a curated record. Gene Ontology annotation, biological process: actin cytoskeleton organization; actin nucleation. The coding region runs from base 303 to 2924 and encodes 873 amino acids. The transcript is spliced from 4 exons. NCBI's taxonomy places the organism in Eukaryota, Viridiplantae, Streptophyta, Magnoliopsida, Brassicales, Brassicaceae.